AUGUGGGGAAGUGAACAGAUGGGAGGAAGAGGCAAGCUUCUAAAGCAUGAUGCGAUUCAGGUACCGACCCAGGAUAUCGAUAAGCUAAUUUAUCGUAAGAGUGAGUUUUUUGUCGAUUUAGGAAACAAGUUUAGAGUCGUUAUCGUUCACAGCAAGAAGGCAUACGCAGGCCAAAAGAAUAGAGAGAUUGUUCUCUUUAAUGGCAUUGAAGAGAAUAUUGAGAAGGCUAAGGAUGCGAUCAAGGAGCGAUUACUUGUCGAUUUCGAAGUCAUUCGUCGCCAGAGCAGUUAUCCAAGGACGUUGAGGCGGAGGCUGUGGUGA
Messenger RNA from Sclerotinia borealis F-4128, 321 nucleotides. Lineage: Eukaryota; Fungi; Ascomycota; Leotiomycetes; Helotiales; Sclerotiniaceae. The record is from the annotation of a GenBank genome assembly.